AACAUUUACGAUUCCAAAUGACGCUGACGCGGAGAGUGACGUAAACAUGCUACACGAUGCAUGUUAGCAGAAUAGAAUAACUUGUGUUUUUAUCAUUUACGGUUAGUUAUACUUGCGUUAGAACAGGUUUCUUGCUUUCUGAAUAAAAUGGAGACAGAAAGUCGUCCCAAAAAGAGAUCCUAUGGAGAGGAAGAGAAGUCUGGCUCAGAAGGGUCGGAGGAUGACGACUAUGUUCCUUAUGUUCCCGUCAAAAUUCGAAAACAACAAAUGCUACAGAAGAUGCUACGUCUGCGGGGAAAGGCCGUAGAUGAGGAGCAGAAGGACUCUGGAGAAGAGCAGCGGGAUGAAGACGAGGGUCUGGGUCCGCGCUCCAAUAUAAGUCUUCUUGAUCAGCAUCAGCAUCUAAAGGAAAAAGCAGAAGCUCGUAAAGAGUCAGCCAAAGAGAAGCAGCUGAAGGAGGAAGAGAAGAUUCUUGAGAGUGUUGCAGAAGGCAGAGCUCUGAUGUCUGUGAAGGAAAUGGCCAAAGGCAUCAUCUAUGAUGACCCAAUCAAAACCAGCUGGAAGGCACCACGCUACAUUCUGAACAUGCCGGACACACGACACGAACGCGUCAGGAAGAAGUUCCACAUUCUGGUCGAUGGAGAGGGAAUCCCCGCUCCCAUCAAAAGCUUCAGGGAGAUGAAGUUUCCACCAGCGAUCCUAAAAGGUUUAAAAAAGAAAGGAAUCGUGCACCCAACUCCGAUUCAAAUCCAGGGAAUCCCCACGGUUUUGUCAGGUCGAGACAUGAUUGGCAUCGCCUUCACUGGAUCAGGAAAGACUUUGGUCUUCACCCUGCCCAUCAUCAUGUUUGCCCUUGAGCAGGAGAAGAGGCUGCCGUUCUUUAAGAGAGAGGGACCGUAUGGACUCAUCAUCUGUCCCUCGCGAGAGUUAGCGCGGCAGACACACGGCAUCAUUGAGUAUUACUGCAAGCUGCUGGAGGAGGAAGGAGCUCCCCAGAUGCGCACUGCCCUCUGCAUCGGAGGAAUGUCCGUCAAGGAGCAGAUGGAGGUGGUGAAACACGGCGUCCACAUGAUGGUCGCCACCCCUGGGAGACUGAUGGACUUGCUGCAGAAGAAGAUGGUCAGUCUCGACAUCUGCCGCUACCUGGCUCUUGAUGAAGCAGACAGAAUGAUCGACAUGGGUUUCGAGGAAGACAUCAGGACCAUCUUCUCCUACUUCAAGGGACAAAGACAAACAUUGCUGUUCAGUGCUACCAUGCCCAAGAAGAUCCAGAACUUUGCAAAGAGCGCUCUGGUCAAACCGGUCACUAUUAACGUGGGCCGGGCCGGAGCUGCCAGUUUAGACGUCAUCCAAGAAGUAGAAUACGUCAAAGAGGAGGCCAAGAUGGUGUACCUCCUGGAGUGUCUGCAGAAAACGCCACCUCCAGUGCUGAUCUUUGCUGAGAAGAAGGCCGAUGUGGAUGCCAUCCAUGAGUAUCUGCUGCUAAAGGGAGUGGAGGCGGUGGCCAUACAUGGAGGCAAAGAUCAAGAAGAAAGAACUAAAGCAAUCGAGGCUUUUAAGGAAGGAAAGAAAGAUGUUCUAGUUGCCACGGAUGUUGCCUCCAAAGGUUUGGAUUUCCCUGCUAUUCAGCACGUGGUGAACUACGACAUGCCUGAAGAGAUAGAAAACUAUGUCCACAGAAUAGGAAGAACUGGUCGAUCUGGAAAGACUGGGAUCGCUACAACAUUCAUCAACAAAGGCUGUGACGAAUCUGUACUGAUGGAUCUAAAAGCUCUGCUGGUUGAAGCCAAGCAGAAGGUUCCUCCGGUCCUCCAGGUGCUGCAGACGGGAGACGAAACCAUGCUGGACAUCGGAGGAGAGAGGGGCUGCACGUUCUGCGGCGGUCUCGGCCAUCGCAUCACAGACUGUCCCAAGCUGGAGGCCAUGCAGACCAAACAGGUCACCAACAUCGGGCGCAAAGACUACCUGGCUCAUAGCUCGAUGGACUUCUAGGGGCUUUAUCCCCAGAAUAAAACCCAUCCAGCAUCCCCAGACUGCCCAUAUGGUGCUGAACGGAAGUGAUCACCUAGACCUAAACGUAACCCUGUUGUUCUGACGUUUCUUGGUAUAAAUUUCUGCUUCUGUAAAUUGUAAAUAAAACUUUUUGUUAAUCUUG
Nothobranchius furzeri (turquoise killifish) is the source of this 2155-nucleotide messenger RNA. Its product is annotated as probable ATP-dependent RNA helicase DDX41. Lineage: Eukaryota; Metazoa; Chordata; Actinopteri; Cyprinodontiformes; Nothobranchiidae. The record is from RefSeq and is a predicted model, not a curated record. Gene Ontology annotation, cellular component: spliceosomal complex. Gene Ontology annotation, biological process: mRNA splicing, via spliceosome. Gene Ontology annotation, molecular function: RNA helicase activity; ATP binding; zinc ion binding.